AUGAUCACACACCUUCCCCUAGUCUCCCGUCUCUUCAAGCCCUCCAACCUGCGUGAUGUGGGCCAGGAGAAGCGUGCUCAGGGGGAGAUGACCUGCAAGAGCCAGAGACUGAUGCAGCAGGCAGAUCUCAUCCACCCUUCCAACCCUGGCAGCUACUACUACCUACCGGCCACCGUGCACUCCAUGGAGAAGCUGGUUAGGCUGAUCGACCAGGAGAUGCAGGGGAUCGGUGGGCAGAAGCUGGACAUGCCCAGCCUGUGUUCGGCAGAGCUGUGGAGACGCAGUGACCGCUGGGACCUAAUGGGGAAAGAGCUGUUUCGCCUGAGGGACCGCCACGGGGCGGAAUACUGCCUGGGCCCCACCCAUGAGGAGGCUGUGACAGAGCUGCUGGCCUCUCAGGGAACCCUGUCCUACAGACAGCUGCCUCUGCUGCUCUACCAGAUCACCCGCAAGUUCCGUGAUGAGCCGAAGCCUCGGUUUGGGCUUCUACGCGGGCGGGAGUUCUACAUGAAGGACAUGUACACAUUUGACAUGAGCGAAGAGGCUGCAUACCACACAUAUGAAUCUGUGUGUCAGGCUUACACCCGCCUUUUCUCCCGGCUAGGCCUGUGCAUUGUCCAGGUCCACGCUGACACAGGGAGUAAACUAUCCCAUGAGUUCAAGCUCCCCGCAGACAUCGGAGAGGACAGACUACUGGUCUGUGGUAGCUGCUCUUUCUCUGCCAAUGUGGAGACCAUGGAACCAGGCCGGACAGACUGCCCACAGUGCCAGGAGGGAACCCUGGUGGAGUCUAAGGGCAUAGAGGUAGGCCAUACGUUCUACCUAGGCAGCAAGUACUCACACAUAUUCAACACCACCUUCAACAACACCCAGAACAAGCCUGUUGUCACUGAGAUGGGCUGCUUCGGGCUGGGGGUUACCCAGAUCCUCGCUGCAGCCAUCGAGUUGAUGUCCACGGAGGAGGCUAUCCACUGGCCUGGGCUGCUUGCCCCCUACCAGGUCUGUGUUCUGCCCCCUAAAAGGGGCAGUAAGGUGGAUGAGGUGGCUGGUUUAGCUGAGGAGCUGGCCCUCACUCUGGGGGAGGCUCUGCCUAGGCUAAGAGGUGAGGUGAUUCUGGAUGACCGGACACAGAUGACCAUUGGUAAGAGGCAAGGAUACCCGUACGUGGUGGUAGUGGGGCAGAAGACUGCCGAGGAGACACCCAGGUUUGAGGUGAUCUGUCAGCAAACUGGUGAGACAACGUUCCUCAGUAGGGAUGGGCUGGUAGACCUACUCAGAUGCGUGGAGACAGUCUGA
Molecule: messenger RNA, 1296 nt
Organism: Coregonus clupeaformis (lake whitefish)
Lineage: Eukaryota; Metazoa; Chordata; Actinopteri; Salmoniformes; Salmonidae
Product: probable proline--tRNA ligase, mitochondrial
Biological process (GO): prolyl-tRNA aminoacylation
Cellular component (GO): cytoplasm; mitochondrion
Molecular function (GO): proline-tRNA ligase activity; ATP binding
Source: RefSeq, a predicted model, not a curated record